Messenger RNA from Iphiclides podalirius (scarce swallowtail), 2445 nucleotides. Lineage: Eukaryota; Metazoa; Arthropoda; Insecta; Lepidoptera; Papilionidae. The record is from the annotation of a GenBank genome assembly.
AUGGGUGAUCUACUACCGAGUAUACCGAAGAGCACACUCUCCAGCGAGUUGGACGGGUACAAUUGGAGCGUGGUCGGCCUGGACGAGUACGGCGACGACGAUGAGCUGGCCGCAGUGGAGCUUUUCAAGGACUACCCGGAGGGCUUGCUGCGUUUCGCCUCCGUCUGCUGCGUGCUGUUCAUGCUGGUCGGCAUACCCGGCAAUUUGAUCACGAUUAUUGCCCUGGCGCGAUGCAAAAAGGUACGCAAUGCAACGGCAGUGUUUAUUAUGAACUUGUCGUGUUCCGAUCUGCUGUUUUGCUGCUUCAAUCUGCCACUGGCCGCGUCGACCUUCUGGCGGCGCUCGUGGGCGCAUGGACGCACGCUAUGCCGCAUGUUUCCUCUUGCAAGAUACGCCCUAGUGGCCGUGUCCCUAUUUACAGUUCUGGCCAUCACGAUAAACCGAUACGUCAUGAUUUCCCAUCCAAGGCUAUAUCCAAAGCUCUACAAGCGUCAGUACUUAGCUGUAAUGGUCGCCAGCACGUGGAUAUUUUCCUUCGGAGCGUUAAUAGCGACGUGGCUAGAGAAGUGGGGCCGUUUCGGACUGGACCAGUCGAUAGGCUCCUGUUCCAUCCUCCCCGAUCGUAACCAUCGUUCGCCCAAAGAGUUCCUCUUUGUAGGAGCGUUCAUGCUCCCUUGUCUGGCAAUAGUCAUAUGCUACGCUAGAAUUUUCUGUAUCGUGAGGAAAGCCGCAAAAAGAUCACGAGCUCCAGCGAGAGGUAGACCAAGGGCUGUACCGGGACUGGAAGACUCGGCUAUGGGCUCAGCUUCUACUGCUCUUGAGCGUUCUCCGGGUCCCGAAAAUGGAGUAAACCACGCAGUCCCCCCUCGGAGGGCUUUGCUAGCGCCACCGGCCUUGCAUUACCCCCCUACUCCAGGCCCUGAACGAUCCUCAUCAUCAGGGGUCGACACGCUUGACGGACAUGACGAGGAAUGCACUCUCGAAGGGAAACCCCGAACGCCGAGUGGCGGUGAAACCGCCAAAAGACUACGGCAAGCGGCAGUGGUUUUAAAACGUUCCCCAGCACCAGUUCGACCGCCUCGGUUGACGCCAAAAGACAGGAAGCUGCUCAAGAUGAUCAUGGCGAUCAUGCUCUCUUUCUGGGUCUGCUACUUACCCAUAACGUUGACGAAACUAUUUCGCGAGUUCACCUCGCACCCCGCCGCAAAUAUUGCCGGUUCGUCAGUGGACGUCUUACCGCGUAAUUUAUCUGUGUUGAACUAUAAUGGAACUGAUGAAGAAUUGUCGGCUGUUAUACUAUUCCAAAACUAUCCGGAUGGUAUUCUGAACUUCGCAGCGAUAUGCUGCCUGCUGUUUAUGUGUAUCGGGAUCCCGGGAAACCUGGUUACCAUCAUAGCGCUUGCAAGAUAUGAAAAAGUCCGCAACGCGACCGCGCUAUCGAUCAUGAACCUCUCGUGCUCCGACCUGCUGUUCUGCUGCUUCAACCUGCCACUGGCUGCGUCGACGUUCGCGCAUCGCUCGUGGAGGCACGGCCGCGUCCUGUGCCACAUGUUCCCCUACCUGCGCUACUCGCUCGUCGCGGUCUCCCUGUUCACCGUUCUGACGAUCACGAUCAACAGAUACGUCAUGAUCUCGCACCCGAAGCUCUACCCGAAGUUGUACAGGGGGCGAUAUCUGGCGCUGAUGCUGUUGUGCACGUGGGCCUUCCCGUUCGGCACACUUACAUUCACGUGGCUGGGGAAAUGGGGCCGCUUUGGGCUGGACACGCACGCAGGCUCCUGCAGCAUACUGCCCGACGACAACAGCAGGUCGCCGAAGAGAUUCCUGUUCCUGGUCGCGUUCACGCUGCCGCUACUGGCGAUAAUUCUGUGCUACGCGCGCAUCUUUUAUAUAGUGAAGAAGGCGACGCGCGCCUCCGGUGGCGCUGUCAUCCGGAGGACCAUAAAAAUGGGCCAGGAGGACUCUUCUUCGGUCACAGAGAGACAGUCCAGAACGGAGCUGUCCAAUAACUACGUACCUCUAGCACGGAACGCCGUGGCGCGGCAAAAUUUGAACGAAACCCCCGCCAACUCCAUGCAGAGCGUCCGCUUCGAAGGCAGCGUCGCCGCGAAUAGCUACAGUGACGGUCUGCGCAUCGACAAAAACAAAUCGGCCCCGAGUUUCCGACGAACGGUGCUAAGGAAAUCCUUGGCGCUGGUCAAACUCUCCCUUCCCACGAGGAAGGAUAGGAAGUUGGGAACAAUGAUAAUGGCAAUCAUGAUAUCCUUCUGCAUGUGUCAUUUGCCCAUUACGGUGACGAAAAUGCUGCACGAUUACACUUCCCAUCCCAUAGCUAACAUCGCUGGGUAUAUUCUCCUCUACAUGUCGACGUGCAUUAACCCCGUCAUAUACGUUGUCAUGUCCAGUGAAUACAGAAAAGCGUACAGAAAUCUGUUUAAGUGUCGA